AUGUCUGCAUCUACACCAUUAUCAACGUCUAAAAUUAACGAUAAAUAUGAUAGAGAUGAAUCUAACAAAAAAAUUAAAACCAACUCACCUUCAUCAACAUCCAAUAUUAUCAGUGAAUGUGCUAGAGACAAAGUAAUGAGUCUGACAAAAAAAAUUAAAACCAAAUCUCCUUCAUCAAUAUCCAACAUUAACAGUAAACGUGAUAGAGAUGAAACAGCAGGCCUUUAUGAGUUUAGUGUUGCAAGAUUCAUUAUUGUUAAGUGCCUCACAAGAUUGUACUAUGAAAUUGUUGGUAAGUGUUUCUGA
Molecule: messenger RNA, 306 nt
Organism: Entrophospora candida
Lineage: Eukaryota; Fungi; Glomeromycota; Glomeromycetes; Entrophosporales; Entrophosporaceae
Source: the annotation of a GenBank genome assembly